AUGAUUUAAACAAGAUGAAGCUUACAAAAUAGAAAACACUAUCCUUAUUCAAAACCCUAAUAUUUACUAGCUAAGUAAAGCACAAAAGAACAGAUAAAUAAAGCCCCUUCCUUUAUAUUUCUUCUUUCUUCUUGCUUAACUUUCUUUCUUUUUCUGAAAACUCCCUUUGGGUAUAGUGUGAUAUUCUCUACCAUAAACUCCAUCAAACUUUUACAAAAGAGAAGAAAUAUUGGAGCACUAACACUAUGGCUUUCUCAUCUAUUCCCAUCUAUCUAGAUCCUCCCAAUUGGCAACAUGAGCAAGGUAAUCACCAACGACAACCUGGAGUUGCAAAUGAGAGCCCCUCUCAACUUUCACCAGCCAUGCUGCCACCUCCAGCAGUUGGAGGAGGAGGUGGCGGACCAGCUGGCUCAGUUAGGCCUGGCUCGAUGGUAGAACGAGCCAGACUAACAAAAGUAACACAACCAGAGACGAUCCUAAAAUGUCCACGUUGUGAGUCUACGAAUACAAAAUUUUGUUACUUCAAUAAUUACAGCCUUUCUCAACCACGUCAUUUCUGCAAGACUUGCCGGAGAUAUUGGACUAGAGGUGGUGCGCUGAGGAACGUCCCCGUCGGAGGUGGAUGCCGGAGGAACAACAAGAGAGGAACAAAAAGAAGUAGAUCAAAAUCCCCCACUAGAAGUGAAAAAAGAAAUUGUCCAAUAAUUACUUCAGCAAAUGCCACAACCUCUACUAAUAGUAUCCCUCAUUUGCCUCAUCCAACACAUUUGUCAUUCUUGAGUACCACUAAUUUACAUAAUUUUAGUGACUUCACAUCUACUGAAAAUAGCCUCAAUUUUGGAGGAUCUCAACCUCAAGAUGGUACAAGAGAUCAAAUGGAUGUCCAAGCCAGAUUUAUUGACCAAUUUAGAUUUCAACAAAUGCAGCAAUUUCCCUUUUUCUCCACCUUGGAACAACAACCUAGUAAUAAUUUAUACCAAUUUGAAGCAGCUGCUGAAUACCAUGUGGGAGAAGUGGCAAAUGUGAAGGUGGAAGUAAAUAAAGGUACUAAUAGCCAAGGGCUAAAUUUACCAAGAAACAAUUUGGGGGUUACAAAUAAUCAGUUUUGGACAAACUUCCACUAGCCAACUAUUGUGAUUUUCAUGUAACAUCUUCAGAGAUAACUCUAUCAAGAUUGAGCUAUUUUUUUUACUUUCCAUAAUGGUUCUGUCCUACUCAACUUGUGCACACAGCUACUUUACUGAGUAUCGAUCUGCUAUUUUCCACCGGCACAGUACCGAGCAAGCUUGAGCUUUUCGUUUAACUACAACAGGUUCUACCCCUAUUUAAUUAUAGUGAAGAGAUUGAAUUAUGAAGCAGCUUUCUUGAAUUGUAAGGUAGUAUAAUAUGGAAUUCGAUCGUCUCCAGAGGAUUUUCAUCUGCUAGAAAACUUCUUCUUUUUUUAUUUAUUUAUUUGGUUUCUCAUCUGGUGUUCGGUGCCCACCUUGGAGCCCGACUAUAUCCGGAUUCGCGCCGCGUAGGGCUCCAUUCGGUGGAAGCGCUCUCUACCAAGGAUUUUUCCAUACCCAGGGCUCGAACUCGAGACCUCUGGUUAAGGGAAGAGCGGUCUCAUCUACUGCACCACAUCCUUUGGUGGUAAGAAAACUUAGUAUUAAUGGUAAGCUUUAUUUUCAUUAUUUCCCAUUUUUUGGUUUUUUAUGUACUGCACGAAUGUUUUUAGAUCAAGUGUAAGUUUUUUUAUACAUUAAUGGGGUUUAAACACUAUCUUACAUGACGAGGCUGCUUAGUUAUUAUAAGAGAUGAAAUCUAAUAUGCAUUGUAUUGUACUCAGUGAUUAGUUAUAUAUUGAGUUUAUUUUAA
Messenger RNA from Nicotiana tabacum (common tobacco), 1860 nucleotides. RefSeq names its product dof zinc finger protein DOF3.6-like. NCBI's taxonomy places the organism in Eukaryota, Viridiplantae, Streptophyta, Magnoliopsida, Solanales, Solanaceae. The record is from RefSeq and is a predicted model, not a curated record. Gene Ontology annotation, biological process: regulation of DNA-templated transcription. Gene Ontology annotation, molecular function: DNA-binding transcription factor activity; DNA binding.